This is a messenger RNA of Ctenocephalides felis (cat flea), 162 nucleotides long. Its product is annotated as serine/arginine-rich splicing factor 5-like. The transcript is spliced from 2 exons. The annotation marks the transcript as partial. NCBI's taxonomy places the organism in Eukaryota, Metazoa, Arthropoda, Insecta, Siphonaptera, Pulicidae. The record is from RefSeq and is a predicted model, not a curated record.
CGGUCUCCUCGGUCUCGGUCUCCUCGGUCUCGGUCUCGGUCUCGGUCUCCUCGGUCUCGGUCUUCUCGGUCUCCUCGGUCUCGGUCUAGGUCUCCUCGGUCUCGGUCUAGGUCUCGGUCUAGGUCUCGGUCUAGGUCUCGGUCUAGGUCUCGGUCUAGGUCU